CCUUAAGACAAGAGGGAGGAAGAAAGAAUCUAUAUACACACGAUUCCCGUCGGCUCCCACCUGAGCCAGACUACCUUUGCCGUCAACAGAUGCCCAACACCAAACCCGUAUAGCCCUUUUAUCCUUGGCACUCGAGAAAAACACUUCCGAUAUUUUCAGCCUAUAACACCUAACAACAAAGAUACCCUGCCGGAAGAGAAAGCAAGAUGUUGUACAAACCAGUCUUCGCCAUUGCCGCCUUGCUGCAGUUCGCCCUUCCCGCCUCCGCCGCCUUCAUCUUCUGCGCAGGCGCCACCAUCGACGGCAGCUGCCCGGCCGAUAAAGGAGUCAAGACGGACUGCCAAGACAUCUGCGGGAACUGCAAGCCGAACUGCUUCGGCGGCGGGGUGCAGGACUUGGGAGCGACGUGCUGCACACAGGCGGACGGGACCAUCAACAUCUUUUGCUUCCGGACAGGGAAGAACAACUGUUAGAGGUUGUCGGGAAGGAGGUGGUUGGGCAACGUCGCUUGCCAUUGGCGAGACCGACGCAUCGUGGUCGUUUUGGUCAACAGCGGUUUUUUGGGCUACAUUACGUGAAUAAAGAAUGAAAAGAAAAGUUGAUGAUUUCACACAUGGCCGGGACCAUAUGCUCCAG
Molecule: messenger RNA, 636 nt
Organism: Colletotrichum destructivum
Lineage: Eukaryota; Fungi; Ascomycota; Sordariomycetes; Glomerellales; Glomerellaceae
Exons: 2
Coding region: 207-473 (88 amino acids)
Source: RefSeq, a predicted model, not a curated record